Molecule: messenger RNA, 222 nt
Organism: Geodia barretti
Lineage: Eukaryota; Metazoa; Porifera; Demospongiae; Tetractinellida; Geodiidae
Source: the annotation of a GenBank genome assembly
AUGAGCACUGAAUACACCGUCGUUAUCGAGAAGGACGAGGACGGCUACUACGUAGGGAGUGUUCCCGCCCUUCCGGGUUGUCAUACCCAAGGCACGUCAAUUGAUCAGUUGCUCGAACGGAUGCAGGAGGCAAUCGCCCUGUGGCUUGAGGUUGAGGGCGAAGACGCGCCAAAACCGCUUGAAUGGGUCGACCACUCGACAAACUUCCUUAGGAGGUCGUAA